Messenger RNA from Spirodela intermedia, 1562 nucleotides. NCBI's taxonomy places the organism in Eukaryota, Viridiplantae, Streptophyta, Magnoliopsida, Alismatales, Araceae. The record is from the annotation of a GenBank genome assembly.
AUGGGUCAUGUCAAUGGAAGAAGAGAUGAGAACUUAAGAAAAAAAGUAAACAUGGGAAUUAAUUGACUUAUCAACUACCAAGUUACUUGUAACUCCAAGUGGGUUUACUAGCAAACAAGAGUCUAAUGGCAAAGUUAAGGCUUGUUUGGUUGGUAAAAGAUUCACACAGAUAUAUGGAGUAGACUUUGAAGAACCAUUUGCACAUGUGGGAAAACUAAAGUCUAUACACAUUUUAUUCCUUGUCAUGUGGUGAAGUGAAAAAUUAAUAGUUGUGACAUGAUUGAGUGACGAAGCUGAAUAUUGUGCAAUGACACAUGGAUUAACCAAGUUAUUGUGGCUGAAACUUUUUAUGCAUGAUCUUGGGUUGACUGCUGAACUACCACUCAAAUUAUUCUGCGACAAAAAAAUUACGAUAAAUAUUGUUGACAACCUUAUACGAUAUGAUAAGCCAAACUAUUCAAAUUGAUUGACAUUUCAUUUGAGACGAGAUCAAUUUGAAAAAGUUAUGCCUCAUCUAUACAUGAUUAGAGGACCAAUUGGCCGAUGCCUUUACAAAAGAUUAUCAUCCAUAUCGUUUGAAUCCGACAUGAGCAAGUUGAAUGUAGUUGACAUCCAUUCUUAACUUGAGAGAGAGUGUUAGAUGAUAUGUACCAAAUUAUAAGCUAUUUUUGUAUUUUUGUGACUGUAAAAACCCUACCUAAUCUAAUCAAAUGGGUUUUUCCCUCUCUUCUCUCUCUCUCUCUCUCUCUCUCUCGUCUCGUUCGUCCUCCACCUAGUGGGGAGGGCCUCGUCUCAUUGCCCUUCAACCAGCGAGGGCCUCGUCUAGUCAAUGUAUCCAGCGAGCUCUUCUCCACCGGCCACUAGUUUGCUCCGUUGCUUGUACCUGACUCCGAAUAGAUCGUGGAAACUCGUCCCUCAUGUCCACACUUGUCUCUACUCGUCUCGAUUUCUUCACAACAUAAAACCGGUAUUGAAAAUCAUCAACCGAUAAUAGAAACUUCUAGAGGUCAAUAUUCUCCUUAGAAAAGAGAACAUUAAUGAUCGUUAAGGCCUCAGAAAAAUUGCACAAUCACAAAAUAAUCCUCUCUAUCUGUUUUUAUUGUGUCUCGUUCUUCAGGGGUCAUCCUCGAAAUAUGUUUGCUCGCGGCGGCGGCACCACUGCUUCCAAGAGCCUUGGCACCGAGAUGCAUCCCAAGAUGAUCGGAGAAAUUUGGUUGGGGGGCCGAAUAAUAACGAUCGGGCAGAUUGGAUGGAGGAAUUUAUCCUCCAAAUUAGCUAGCGAUAUCUCCAAGGAACGUUUCCCGAAGUGGACGUACUACGAGAGAGAGAGGGGGAGAGAGAGAGAGAGAGUGGUAGACAGAUGGAGAGAGACAGAGAGUAGAGAAGAGAGAGGAUGGAGGGGAAGUGUAUAAACGUAUCAGGCGACCACAGCCGAGCUCGGAGAGCGAGGAAUCGCAACAAGGCCGAGGGGCAUCUUCCGGUGGACGACGAUUCGUGGGGACUCGGCCAUGUCGAGGUCCUCCGGCGCCGUGCCGGCGGGCAGAGACCAGUCGAAGUGGUAG